AGAGAGAGACACGUUAAAGAGAGACGAGAGAACAUGGGGACGGAGAAUGCGGCAAGCGAGGUGGAGAUAUCGGAGCCGCUGCUGCUGGAAUCUCAGAAGACCAGCAGGGAGGUUGAAUUCGAGGUUGCGGAGGAGAUCCCACCAUGGAAAAACCAAAUCACCAUACGAGGGUUGGUUGUGAGUCUCGUUCUGGGAACCUUGUUCUGUAUCAUAACCAACAAGCUCAACCUCACUGUGGGUAUCAUUCCCUCCCUCAAUGUUGCCGCUGGUUUGCUCGGUUUCUUCUUCGUCAAAUCUUGGACUGGCUUCCUUUCCAAAUUAGGCUUCUCUGUUACCCCUUUCACCCGCCAGGAGAAUACCGUCAUCCAGACCUGUGUCGUCGCCUGCUACGGCCUCGCUUUUAGCGGGGGGUUUGGUUCCUACAUGAUUGCAAUGGACGAGAGGACGUACAAACUCAUUGGUAUUGAUUAUCCUGGGAACCGGGCGGAAGAUGUUAAAAAUCCGGCCUUGGGUUGGAUGAUUGGGUUCAUGUUUGUUGUCAGUUUUCUUGGCCUCUUCAGCCUUGUUCCACUUCGUAAGGUAAUGGUCAUGGAUUACAAGCUCACAUACCCCAGUGGGACAGCCACAGCAAUGCUAAUAAAUAGCUUCCAUACAAGUAGUGGUGCUGAGCUAGCAGGGAAACAAGUUCACUGCCUUGGGAAGUAUCUAAGUAUAAGUUUCUGUUGGAGCUGCUUUAAGUGGUUUUUUGGUGGUAUUGGGGAUUCCUGUGGCUUCGAUAAUUUCCCUAGCCUUGGUCUGGAAGCCUUUAAGCAAACAUUUUAUUUUGACUUCAGCCCAACUUAUGUCGGAUGUGGCCUUAUCUGCCCCCACAUAGUCAACUGCUCACUUCUUCUUGGGGCUAUUAUAUCUUGGGGUUUCCUUUGGCCCUUUAUUUCUAAACAUGCUGGAGAUUGGUACCCAGCUGACCUUGGUGCCAAUGACUUUAAAGGACUCUACGGAUAUAAGGUCUUCAUAGCUAUAUCUCUUAUACUUGGAGAUGGACUGUACAAUUUGAUAAAAAUUAUAGCAGUAACUCUGAAGGAAAUGUGCAACAAGAGCACAAAAGAGAACCUUCCUAUUGUUAGCGAGAUUCAAGGUUGGUAUAUAGUAGAUAAUGAGACUUCCAGGUUGUUGAUGGAGGAAAGGAGAAAGGAUGAGGUAUUCCUAAAAGAUAGUAUACCUUCCUGGUUUGCGGCUUCUGGGUAUGUGGGACUGGCAGCAAUAUCCACAGCAACAAUGCCCAUGAUCUUCCCACCACUCAAAUGGUACCUGGUACUCGGCGCAUAUAUCAUUGCCCCAGCUCUUGCGUUUUGCAACUCCUAUGGCACUGGGCUUACUGACUGGAACCUGGCAUCUACUUAUGGAAAGAUUGGGCUUUUCAUCUUUGCCUCUUUGGUGGGAAGGAAUGGGGGAGUCAUAGCUGGGUUGGCGGCGUCUGGGGUCAUGAUGUCCAUUGUGUCCACCGCUGCAGAUCUGAUGCAAGACUUCAAGACUGGUUACCUCACUCUGUCUUCGGCCAAGUCCAUGUUCGUGAGCCAAUUGAUAGGGACGGCCAUGGGUUGUGUGAUUGCACCUCUCACGUUCUGGUUGUUUUGGAGUGCUUUUGAGGUUGGGGACCCUAACGGCCCCUACAAAGCCCCCUAUGCAGUCAUAAUGAGGGAAAUGGCUAUCCUGGGAGUUGAAGGCUUCUCUGAGCUGCCUAAACAUUGUCUGGCUUUCUGUUGUGGAUUCUUCGUGGUGGCAGUGCUCUUAAACCUGGCAAGGGAUGUGAGUCCAACGAAAAUAUCUCGCUUCAUCCCUGUGCCCAUGGCGAUGGCAAUUCCGUUCUACAUUGGAGCUUACUUUGCAAUUGACAUGUUUGUUGGGACUGUGAUCCUGUUCAUAUGGGAGCGGGUGAACAAAAAGGGUGCAGAGGAUUAUGCAGGAGCGGUUGCAUCGGGCCUAAUAUGUGGUGAUGGCAUCUGGACAAUACCAUCUGCCAUUCUCUCCAUCUUCAGGAUUGAACCUCCUAUCUGCAUGUACUUUGGGCCUUCAAGUAGUUAGCAAGCAAGCUUAACUAGGGAUUUCAUUCAGAAUUUUUAUUUAUGAACCCAUCGCUUUCCUUGUACAUACAAUUUGAUAAUAGGAAUGAUUGGGUUCGGUGUA
Messenger RNA from Telopea speciosissima, 2184 nucleotides. RefSeq names its product probable metal-nicotianamine transporter YSL6. The transcript is spliced from 7 exons. NCBI's taxonomy places the organism in Eukaryota, Viridiplantae, Streptophyta, Magnoliopsida, Proteales, Proteaceae. The record is from RefSeq and is a predicted model, not a curated record. Bases 34 to 2082 code for a protein of 682 amino acids. Gene Ontology annotation, cellular component: vacuolar membrane. Gene Ontology annotation, molecular function: oligopeptide transmembrane transporter activity.